AUGUUGGAUGCUCUUGGGUAUGUAAGACAUCUGCAUGGUGCUGGCAGGUAUGACACAGUGUCCUUCUGGUGUGUCAACCUGUGGGCCAGGUGGUUACCCCAGAACAUCUCAGAUACUGCUGGGUGCCGACACAUGGACAACUGGAUCAAGCUCUACUCCUGGUGCCCUGAGGUUUUAGCUGAUGCUGUUGCACGCUUGGUUGUAGAUAAAUUCAGUGAUUUGACAGAAAAUUUCACAUCUCCACAUGCACGUAGAAAAGUCCUUGCUGGAAUUGUCAUGACAACAGGUACAGAUGUGAAAGAUGCCCUGGUAAUAAGUGUUUCUACAGGAACAAAAUGCAUCAAUGGUGAAUACAUGAGUGAUCGUGGUCUUGCAUUAAAUGAUUGCCAUGCAGAAAUUAUAUCUCGCCGGUGCCUGCUUAAAUUUCUGUAUACGCAACUUGAGCUUUAUCUAAGCAAUAAAGAUGAUCAACAAAAAUCCAUUUUUAUCAAAUCGGAGCAAGGCGGGUUUAAGCUGAAGGAGAAUGUGCAGUUUCAUCUCUAUAUCAGCACAUCUCCUUGUGGCGAUGCUAGGAUUUUCUCACCGCACGAAGCAGCACAAGAGGAUCAAGGGGACAGGCAUCCAAACCGUAAAGCGAGAGGACAGCUACGAACAAAAAUAGAAUCUGGGGAAGGGACCAUCCCUGUGCGUUCUACUACCACUAUCCAGACGUGGGAUGGUGUAUUGCAAGGAGAAAGGCUACUUACCAUGUCCUGCAGUGACAAGAUAGCGAGGUGA
This is a messenger RNA of Pelecanus crispus (Dalmatian pelican), 777 nucleotides long. Lineage: Eukaryota; Metazoa; Chordata; Aves; Pelecaniformes; Pelecanidae. The record is from RefSeq and is a predicted model, not a curated record.